AUGUAUGAAACAAAUUACACUGAAGUGUCUCAGUUUGUGUUUCUGGGACUUUCUGCAUCUAGACCCACUCAGCAUUUCUUCCUUGCCUUCGCUACAGUGUUUUACAUAACCAUUGCUCUGGGAAACAGUCUAGUUGUGUUUGCAGUAGUCUGUGAUCCCCAUUUACAUUCCCCCAUGUACUUCCUCUUAGGAAACCUCUCAUUCUUUGAUUUAUGUCUUUCUACCUUAACGGUCCCCAAGAUGAUUUCUGACCUCUACUCUGGGCACAGUACCAUUUCCUUCCAAGGCUGUGUCUUCCAGAUAUUUAUCCUUCAUGUCCUGGGUGGAUCUGAGAUGGUGCUGCUGGUAUCCAUGGCCUGGGACAGAUAUGUAGCCAUAUGCAAGCCUCUCCACUACCUGACCAUCAUGAGCCCAAGGAUGUGCAUUUUGCUUGUGUCUGGUGCUUGGGUUAUUGGACUUCUUCACUCAGUGGUCCAAUUAGCUUUUGUUUUCAAUUUACCUUUUUGUGGACCUAAUGAGAUAGAUAGCUUUUACUGUGAUCUUCCUCAGCUUAUCAAACUGGCCUGCAUAGACACCUACAGAAUGCAGUUCAUGGUUACUGGCAACAGUGGCUUUAUUUCCACAGGCACCUUCUUCUUACUGAUUGUCUCCUAUAUCUUCAUCUUGAUCACUGUAUGGAAACGAUCUUCAGGCAGUCUGUCCAAGGCCCUCUCUACACUUUCAGCUCACAUCUCUGUGGUGGUUUUAUUCUUCGGACCAUGCAUCUUUGUUUAUAUGUGGCCAUUUCCCACUGUAUCUGUGGAUAAGUUUCUUGCUAUUCUGGACUUCAUGAUUACCCCCAUCCUGAACCCUGCCAUUUACACACUGAGGAACAAAGACAUGAAGGGGGCAAUGAGGAGACUGAUUACUCAUCUCCUCAGUCUGAGAACAGUGACUUGCUCUAUCUCAGCACUGUGGUGCCUUCUGAGUGCUCUGGUGUAUGUAUAA
Messenger RNA from Nannospalax galili (Upper Galilee mountains blind mole rat), 987 nucleotides. Its product is annotated as olfactory receptor 4F15-like. Gene Ontology annotation, cellular component: membrane. Gene Ontology annotation, biological process: G protein-coupled receptor signaling pathway. The coding region runs from base 1 to 987 and encodes 328 amino acids. The record is from RefSeq and is a predicted model, not a curated record. Gene Ontology annotation, molecular function: G protein-coupled receptor activity; olfactory receptor activity. The transcript has a single exon. Lineage: Eukaryota; Metazoa; Chordata; Mammalia; Rodentia; Spalacidae.